Tupaia belangeri chinensis (Chinese tree shrew) is the source of this 2725-nucleotide messenger RNA. Its product is annotated as polycystic kidney disease protein 1-like 1. The transcript is spliced from 5 exons. The record is from RefSeq and is a predicted model, not a curated record. The coding region runs from base 75 to 800 and encodes 241 amino acids. Lineage: Eukaryota; Metazoa; Chordata; Mammalia; Scandentia; Tupaiidae.
UGCAGUGGCUCCAGGGAAUCCUCACCUUCCUCUUGGCAUUAAAAUGCAUUUAUCUUCUUGGCCUUCAAAAAACAAUGGUGUCCUGCUCUUCCACGAGGCAUCGCUUGCCCACCAGCAUCAUCGCACCAGGGCUGGCAGGGGCCCUGGUGCUGGCCGCCCUUGCCCACCUGAGGAGGCUUCUGCUCCCCACCUGGCAGCGACCAGCUAGCCCCUUCUCAGAUGCCUUCGCCAGGCUGCCAUGGCGUGUUCCAGGAAGACGUCAGCAAGACUUACUCCCCAGCCUUCCCAUGUCUGCCCAGCGGGCUGCAGCCUGGUACUACGGGGUCCUUCUCAUCGUCAUGGCCACGCUGUGUUUCCAGAUGCUGAGAGGUUCCCUCAUGACUUUUUCCAGAAAAAGAAAACCUUUCCAAAGCAAGCAUCUGUUGAGACUUAGAGAUGUGGCUGUCUAUGCCUGGGGGAAGGCUCUCACCUACCUGGGGCUGGAAAAGCCAAUGCUGAAAGAGCCUGAAACAGCAGAGAACCAGAAUUACUACCUGGAUGAAUUUGUAAAUCUGCUGGAUGAACUUCUGAUGAAGAUUAAUGGUUUAUCUGACAGUCUGCAGCUCCCUCUUCUAGAAGAACCUAUCAGAAGCACCAUGAAGGAAAAGGAAGAAGGUAGCUCCCAAGCUACUGUGCUCUAUGGGCAAGUGACUGAGUCUCCCAUGGCCUCUGUGAAGAGAGUUGGUGAGCCCUGCUUCCAAGCCUGCUCCCUAAAACAUCAGACAUAUCCUCCUCCAUGCGCUUUCCUUUCCAGAGUGUAGGUACUGAUGGGAACAAGGUUAGACACUUCUGCUGAAGACGGCAGAACUGCCCUCCUUGGGUAAGAACCGUGAUUGCCUCAUUGCACCUAUGGGAAGAAUAAACUUCUAUCCCAUUGUUCUGUGGGAGACAGAGAGGGGGUCUUUGUUAUGGUAGCACGGCCUUUACCUAAACAAUACAUGAUCUUUGACUCUCCACACUUACAUUAGUGCAGCCCCAAAUUACAUGACUAUUUAUGACUGUACAAUUUAUUUAUUUACUUAUUUAUUUUGCUGUAACUACUAUAAAACCCGGCUCAAAUUGACUAAGAUGAUCAGGGAAUAUAUCAUUUCACAAAAAUUGAGAAAGUCAGCAGAAGCCAUCUCUUGCUAGAAAGAUGUGCUGGCUUUGCCUCAGGAUAAUAGGCACCCCUCUACAUCUCAAAAUGGCUACUACAGGUCCACACAUCACAUCCAUAGAUUAAAUGUCUGUAGAAGGGGGAGACUAUCUGCCUAAGUCUUAUUAGUUCUUACUAGGCAUGAGGAAACUUUUUCAAGAAGUUCCCAAGGAGAUUUCCCCUCACAUUCAUUCCUAAGUUGAUCUCUGGAAAAUGGGCUUACUAUGAUUGAUUUAGAGGAAUUAUUUGGGGUUGUCAGAGUUUAAGAGUCAAGGCCAUGACCAGUAGGCUUUUUGGAGGCCUCCAACCCUUUCCCUCAAAUCAAAUUCCAUUGCUGUACAAUGUCUUCUUCUACCAUAUUCUCUGCAAUUGUGCUAUUCAUUUUGUGGUCAUAAAUAAGGUUAAUAUUUUUGUUCAUAUUAGAUUUUAUAUGUUCAGUUCAUCACAUCCUUCCCAGUUGAAUCUGAGCCCACUAACACUUCUGUUCAAUCCUGCCUUCUUGCAUUCCACAUCAUCCUUCAAUUCUGCCAUUUCAACCCAUGGAAUCCAAGAAGAUUUACCAAACAUCUGUGUCCUAAGCACUGUAGUAUGAAGAAAAAUUCCAUGAUGAUCUCAAGUUCAAGUGAAAGCAAAUCAACAAACAGGCACAGAGUGUUUCUGAGCUUGAAUCUGGGUUUGGACAGUCACUGGGGCACAUUAGGAUGGACCAGAACUGAGCAGAGAGACUCCCUGGAGGUAACUCAUCCAGAGAGAAGCAGCCAGUGACAAUGAGGAAGGUUGGUCUGGAUUUUUGUUGUACUAUUAAAUCUCUCUCAUUUGGCUAUUGGAAUAAUGCUGUAAUCCUAGAGUCAAUUUUAAAAUAUUCUUUCCACUUCAGUUUUCUGGAUGAGUUUGUAUAAAGUUGGUUCUAUUUCUUCCUUACAAGUUUGAUAAAUAUCACUAGUGAAGCCAUCUGGGAGUGCAGUUUUGUUAGAAAGUUUUUAACUGUGGAUUUAAAUUUUUGGUAGAUAUGUGUCUACUCAGCACAUCCAGUUCUUAUGUUUUGCUAAUGUGUAUCUUUAAGGAAUUUUUCCAUUUUAUCUCAGUUGUCAAAUGUGUAAAUGCAAAGUUGUUCACAUUAUUUCCUUUUUACUCCUUCAGUAUCUAUAGGACAUGUACUGAUGUCACCUUUAUCAUUCCUGGUAUGAAUGAUUUGUCUUUUUUGUUGAACUUCCUGGCUAGAGGUUUAUCAGUUGUAUUGAUCAUAUCAAAGAACCAGCUUUGGCUCUCUGAUUUUUCUCUAUUGUUUUACUGUUGUCUAUUAUACUGAUUUCUGCCUCGAUGCUUAUUUCCUGUUCUCUUCUACUUUCAUUGGGCAUAAUUCAUUUUCCUUUCUGUAGAUCUUCACUAAAAAAGCUGAGGUCAUUUGAGACCUUUCUCUUUUCCAAUGUAGGCUUUUAAUGCUAUAAAUUUCUCUCAAAGUAUUGUGUUAGCUCAACCCACAGACUUUUUGUCAUGUCAGAGAGCAUGUGUACAUGAGAGCGAGAGAGAUGACUACAGAGACAGAGUGGA